Molecule: messenger RNA, 1644 nt
Organism: Periconia digitata
Lineage: Eukaryota; Fungi; Ascomycota; Dothideomycetes; Pleosporales; Periconiaceae
Source: the annotation of a GenBank genome assembly
AACACGUGCGUUCCGCGUCCUGUCGCCAUGUCACCUGUUCCGACUACCCAGGAGGCUCCUGCCCUACCUUCCCCGCUGCAGCCAGCUCCACCGCCCACAUCGCCACCACAACAACAAUCUGUGCAAUCAAUAAUUCAGCAGGCUGGUUCAAUGCUACCUGACUUUGAUGAUAUAUUGAAUCGAAAGUACAAUGAAAUUGUUAUUGACUUCAGGAACAAUCCAAAAGCCGAACCGGUCACUGCCAAAGAUCGAAAGGAGUUUAUAGAGCAGGCCUAUCUCUACACCGACGCUCUGAUCUUCGGCGGUGGUCGUACGUUAAGCGAUGGAGAGUCCAAAGUGCGCGCUCUUACCAAGGUCUUCUGUAAGGUCCUUGCCGAGGAGUCUUGGUCUGAAGCAUGGAUUCGCCCAGAAGAUGUCGAGCGCAAACUGUCUCGUUUCGAAAUGCACAAGGACUCUAAGGUACUUGCUGCCGAGUACAAGCUCCAUACCCCCCAGGAUGCCAUCAGAGCAGCCAGGGAGGCCCAACAAAAAGUAAAAGAUCUACCGAAAGACAAUAAAACUCCACGUGGCCCCUAUGAUGAUAUCGAGGUCGUUUUCGUUCCGGGUACGGUUUCCGCAGCUGCUACUGCGUCCAUCAAUCGAGACACUACCUAUCCGGUCAGCGUCUCGAGCGUGGCCAACGUUUUGUUGACGCACCCCUGUCGUGAUAUGACGCGACCCUGCGCGAUGGCUAGGAAAUUCGUAGAGUGCCAGGAUAUUGAGGAACUACGGGGGCUGCGCAAAUUUGCUUGCGAUGUUUGCGAUUUUGCGCCGCACCUUCUGGACAAUGACAAUGCCAGCCUGCUCAUCAUUCUACUCAUCUUACCCCGCGCGGAAAUAUGCAAACGUUUCGACGACAUGGGAAUUCGUAUUGAAGGCUCGACCAUCAGCCAUCGGCGAUCCGAAUGUGUUAAGAAUAAAAUGGGAUGGAAAAACUCCGAGGAGCGUAAACAUUUUGAUAAUGUCGCACUCGAACUUCAAAGUCGGAUCAAGGCCGCUUGUGGAGGACCGAACCGCGUGCACCGCUAUACUCCACGAACACCAAAAUAUGUUACUAGUGAUACCAGUCGACCGAGUUCACGCAAUGGAAUUGACGGUAUACACAAUCACAAUGGAUUUAACGGAACCCCCGGACCCAAUGGCUACAUGCCGCCACCGAUUGGAUUGUUCACCCCCCAAAUUGGUGCCAACAGUCACAAGCAGCCUCCGAUUGGAAUGUUCGCUCCCAACGGUAGGGUCAACGGCCACAACCAGCAGUUUCCUGGUGGAAUGGUGACUCCUCAAAAUGGGUACAUCAAUCACAAUCACAAUCACAAUCACAAGCAGCUGAAGGAUGGCGUACCCACUCCUACCGGCGUCAAUGGGGGCAGCGGUCAGAAGCAGCCCCCGAUUGGAAUGUUUACUCCUCCAGCCCCCCCAUCUUCUGCCCACAGUGGUUUCAACCCAGUCAAUAGGAUCUCGCCAGUCAACGGCCACACCCCCGCCAAUAGCAGCCUCAAUGUGGGUCAGCGCCGUUCAUCGCGUGGGACGCCAGCUCUUGUCUCACAAAAGGCGGCGGGGAAGCAGCCUGUACGUAAAGAUGAGGACGCAAUGGACACUUCCUAA